AUGCGUGUCGUUUCUGCGAUAGAAAAAAGUUUAUGGACGUGUGCUGUUGAAUCGGCUUUAGAAUUUCAUCGUAUUGUUGAAGAAAUCUUUCCAGAUGGAACUCGUUUGCUAAGAUUCGUUAUUUCUGAUUUUGUUGGGCGAUUUUUAACAACGACAUGGGAUAGUCAAUUGGUUCCACUCUCUGAAGUAUUUUUUCUCUUUUUCCUUCAGUUCAAAAAAAAAGUUUAA
Messenger RNA from Dracunculus medinensis (Guinea worm), 228 nucleotides. Lineage: Eukaryota; Metazoa; Nematoda; Chromadorea; Rhabditida; Dracunculidae. The record is from the annotation of a GenBank genome assembly.